CGAAACAGGUAAACAACUUGCAGAAGGAAACCGCCUUUAUAAAAUCUUUGAUCUUCUCUAACAAUACAAAACUAAACUCAAUUCUUUGAUCAGUAUAUCCAUUAAUACUUAUCACCUCUUUCGUUUUCUCUUCUUUUUAUCUUUUCUCGAAUAAUGGAUUCUUAUGGUAGAAAACCUUCAUCUAGCCACUCCUAUGCCCCCUCUGCACCAUCCUUGCCCGAGCAACAAGGCCACCCCUACAGCAGCUCUCCUCCUUCUUCUUCAAGUGACUUCAGGCGGCAGCAGCAGCAAUACCAGCAGCCGCCUCCUUACGGAGCUGGAUAUGGGCAGUCUGGAUAUUCACAUGGGUACUCUGAUUUUCCAGCAGGAACACACCCAGAUGUGAUUAGGAGCUUCCAGAUGGUGGAUAGAGACAGAAGUGGGUUUAUUGAUGAAAAUGAAUUGCAACAAGCUCUCUCCUCUGGUUAUCAUCGGUUUCAUAUUAGGACUAUUAGACUUCUCAUGUUUCUCUUCAAGAACCCUCAUGAUCCUCUGCGAAUUGGGCCCAAAGAGUUUGCUGCUUUAUGGAGUUGUUUGGGUCAAUGGCGGGGGAUAUUUGAGAGAUAUGAUAAAGACAGGAGUGGGAAAAUCGAUUUGUUUGAACUGAGGGAUGCUCUCUAUGGCAUUGGGUAUGCAAUCCCUCCUUCUGUUCUUAAAAUUCUGAUUUCCAAGUAUGAUGAUGGAAGUGGCAACAAGAUUGAACUCAAUUUUGACAGUUUUGUUGAAUGCGGCAUGAUAUUGAAGGGUUUGACUGAAAAAUUUAAGCAGAAGGAUUCACGUUAUACUGGGACUGCAACAUUCAACUACGAUGAAUUUAUGUCUAUGGUCAUUCCUUUUCUUGUAUCAUAUGAUUGAUCGCGGAACUCCUCAUGUAAUUACCUUCUCUUGUGUGGUCUUUUUCUGCUUUGUCACCCUCCAGAUUUGUAGUCAUUAAAUUAUUUUGUUUGGUGCUUGAGAAGAUUUUGUCCUUUUGGGUUCAGUUUAUUAUUUUUGUAAGAAUGUGAAUAGAACUUUUUUUCUUUUUUUGGUUACAUAUGUGAAUAGAAAUUUGAUUGUCUGUCAACUACGACUAAUUCUGAACCUUUUCAACAUGUGUUUAAUAUUUAUUUUUAAGAGAAUCUUCACUACAUUUCUGGUGUUUU
Molecule: messenger RNA, 1181 nt
Organism: Ricinus communis (castor bean)
Lineage: Eukaryota; Viridiplantae; Streptophyta; Magnoliopsida; Malpighiales; Euphorbiaceae
Product: probable calcium-binding protein CML48
Exons: 5
Coding region: 154-894 (246 amino acids)
Molecular function (GO): calcium ion binding
Source: RefSeq, a predicted model, not a curated record